AGCGUUUUCUUUCGUUUCUUACGCAACGAACGACAACAACAUCAUAAAGGGGGAAAAAAAUCAUCAUUGCCCAAUUCUGUAAUUUUUUUCGCAAGUCAGUUUGGCGUCGCAGUGGCUGUAUGUUUUGUACUCUGGAGCCAGCUUGUGCUGUGUCCUCGAUAGGAGCAUAGCUUGAAAGUUGCUGACGAAAACUUGCCUUUCAAGAUUAGGUGAUUUUUUUUUUAUUUUUUAUUUUUAUUUUUAAUUACUAAAACGGUUCUCCAAUAACUGAAACCAACAUCACUGUGCUUCUGACCAAAAACCUCCCAGCUGAGUGCCCCAGCCACAGGCUUUAUGUUCGUUGUACCUGCUAUAGGAAGUAGCAGCAAAGUAUUUAAAAAAUGUAAUAUUCUUGGUAACUGCAUAAACUUUUCUGCUACUUGAUUGUUGGGGCCAAGUACAGCCUUGACAGUGAGGCUCUUUUGGACUUACUGUUGUGUUAAAAACAGCCCUGGGUUUUAUGUUGGUUUUUUUUUUUCCUGUUGUCCUUGUAACUUGAAUGAUUGCACUUAGUUUCGUUAUGUGUGCUCCAGUGUGUGUGUAACCUACUUUGAGUUAUCUUUGCCCUCCUCAGUAAUUAAUUAAAUCCAGAGCCUCGUUUGAAAUAUUGCUAUGUGCAUUGCUUUUGUGGUCCUUACUCAAUCAAAAUGUUGACUUUGAUGGGAAACUCAAAUGAAUAAGGAUUUGGUGUUUUGGCCCAAAAACCUGAUUUAAACCAACAAGUUCAAGGACUACUGAAUAAGGAUUGUUAAUAACAUUGGCAUUAGCAGUUAUUGUUACAAAUGCUCUCACAUUGUAGAUGUUUUUGACUGUUAAAAUGCUAAUAAGCUUUAGAAUAUUCUGCCUCCACUUUCAUUUACUUUAUAUUUUUAACUCGUGCUCCAAAGGGCUCUUAACUAGCUUUCAAAAUAUCUAGCUUCCUGAAUUUGCAUCCAAAGCGUCAAGUCUCUGCUGUUUUGGUGGGGGUUGUUUUGCAUUUUGUUGUGAGGUUUGGGGAGGUGAUUUUUUUGUUUGUUUUUGUUUUUAAGAAACUGAUGUGAAGGUGUCAAGAAGCUAAGAAUCUUCCCAUGGGCAGUAUGAACUUACAUGACCUCCAAACAGCUUAUCUCAUCUUAAGAAGGAGCAGUAUAUGCCUUGCUUUUGGAUGAAAUUUACAGAACAUACAGACAUUCUUUCUAUUGCAAUAGAGUCAAAAGAGAGUCGACAAAGAUCUCAGCACCAUGCUGCUUUUUUUCCAAUCAUUUAUCUUGAACUAAAACUCUUAAAUAAAAUAAACCUUUAACUCAUUUUAAAUUGACUUAUUUUAACAAAUAGUUAUGCAAACUAGUCUUAUGCAAUAGUUUUUUUCCAGACGGCAAUCUCACUGCUGUUAUAACAUCACUGUGAUGCAAUAACAUGAACAAUAAAAUCCUCUGUUCGAGUCUUAUUACACACUGUUAAGCAAUGUAUCUGACUCAUCAGCUUAAUUGACUCUUCUAGGUGACCUUGCCAUGAUCAUUACAGCCAGUUAUGAGAUAUAAAUGUGCUUAGGCUAUGUAAUAGAAAAAAAAUGCAAAUAGAUGGCCAAUUCCUGCAGUCCAAUCUAAAAUAAAAUGACAAUUGAUUUCUGUGUUAGUAUUUUACAGGGUUAAAGCAUUACCUUACAGUAUUUGAAAAUAUUUUUGUAGUAGCUACAAGAUAAUGUAACUGUCUAAUACUCAUGAUAAGCAUGACUGUCAAAAACAAGAUUGCUUCUACCACAUUUUUAGUCAAGACCAAGUAUUCCCUUGUUUACACAAUGUUAUUUAAAAAUUGUAUUAUAAGGUAGAUCUGAAAGGAAUCUAAAGCCAUCUUAGAUACCUUGUGGUUUUUUCCUAAUUCACUUGUUGAAUUGGUCUGUGUCCAAAAUAGCAUACAAUGAGAUUGAAUUUUGUGACAUGGAUUAAAUAUAUAUUCUAUUAGGAAAAAUGCCUUAUUUAAGACAUGGCUUUUUUUCCCUUUCUUGAGUUGCUCCACCUUGGUGUAAUUUUCAGUCUGUCCUGUAGUAUUUGAAUAAUUAACCAGUUUUUGCUACAGAGAUGUCUGCACAACAGCUGACAAUGUAGAUGCCAGUGCUCCAAGACUUCUCUUUGCAAGUGGAAUGCAACCCAGCAAAGAAAAUAAUGCUCAGCAUGGGCAGUGGUCUGGACCAUCUCACAGAAUUGGAGCCCUAAAGGUUUUUAAGAAGAUUCCCAUUGAAUCUGCCAAGAAAAUUGGCUCUAGACAGACAUUUCUGUCUGAGAUCAUGAAAGAAAAGGAAGAAUGUGUGUGGAUUUAAAAUUACUUUAUUUACCAAGUUGUGGAGUGAGAAGUACUGAGGAGAUAGCUUGCUCUGUUGCUCAUUGUAGAUCCUCUGCAAAUUGUUUCUGAUGCAGCUGAGAAAAAUGCAGACCCUUAAAAAGGAGCACGGACCUGUUGACACAAGUAGCAAUGUGGACAAAAUCAUGGUACUUAAGUCGACCUUAGCAGAAGUAUCUGAAGAAUUGACUACAAAUGAAGAUAUACUACUUACUGAAGCAAGUAGUGGAAAGAGCAAAUCUUCAGCUUGCCGGAGAAAGCGAGAAUUCAUUCCAGAUGAGAAGAAAGAUGCUAUGUAUUGGGAGAAAAGGCGGAAAAAUAAUGAAGCUGCCAAAAGAUCUCGUGAAAAGCGACGACUGAAUGACCUUGUCUUAGAGAACAAACUAAUUGCACUGGGAGAAGAGAAUGCCACUUUGAAGGCAGAGCUGCUUUCAUUGAAGUUAAAGUUUGGUUUAAUUAGUUCUGCGGCCUAUGCCCAAGAGAUACAGAAACUCAGUAGCUCAACAACUGUGUAUUUUCAAGAUUAUCAGAGUUCCAAAUCAAAUAUUAACUCAUUUGUAGAUGAACAUGAACCAUCUAUAGUUGGUAGCAGUUGUAUUUCUGUCAUUAAACAUUCUCCUCAAAGUUCAAUGUCUGAUGUAUCUGAAACAUCAACUGUAGAGCAUACCCAACCAAGUCGUAUACAAAGCAACUGUAGAAGCCCCGAAAAUAAGUUCCAGAUUAUAAAACAGGAGCCCAUGGAAUUAGAGAGAGAGCCAAGAGAUGACAGAGGUUCAUAUAAAGCAUCCAUAUAUCCAAACUACAUGGGAGCUACCUUUAAUGUGUACUCACAUUCUCCUCCUCUCUUGCAAGUUAAUAGGUCCUCCAGUAAUUCCCCGAGAACAUCGGAAACUGAUGAUGGUGUAGUUGGAAAGUCAUCUGAUGGAGAAGAUGAACAGCAGGUUCCUAAGGGUCCAAUUCAUUCCCCAGUUGAACAUAAAAAUGUUCAUGCAACAGUUAAAGUUCCAGAAGUGAAUUCUUCAGCUUUGCCUCACAAGCUUCGAAUCAAAGCCAAAGCCAUGCAAGUUAAAGUGGAAGCAAUGGAUAAUGACUAUGAUGCAACACAGAAGUUGUCGUCACCCAUUGACAUGUCCUCAAAAAGACAUUUUGAGCUUGAAAAACACGGUGCGCAAAACUUGGUGCAUUCUUCCCACACUCCUUUCUCGGUUCAAGUGACUAAUAUCCAAGACUGGUCACUUAAACCAGAACUCUGGCAUCAGAAGGAACUCAACGUUAAAAUUCAGAGUGGUUGCAAAACUGGAGUUGUUGAAAUCCAAGACAAUAUCUACAAUGUCUCUGAGUCAGAGAAUCUCUAUUUGAAGCAGGGCAUAGCAAACCUAUCUGCAGAGGUUGCUUCACUUAAAAGACUUAUAACUACACAAAUCUCUGCAUCAGACUCUGGUUAAUUUACUACUGAAAAAAGGCUUAUUGUUUCAAAGGAUGUCAUUUGCAGUAGAUCAAUAUGUUUUGUAUGAUGCUGAAUUUUCACUGGACUUGUGAUGUCAUUUCACUGUAAUGUUCACAUAAUGUCUGAUUGGUGUCUUUUUGUGCACAAAUUGUUAUGAAGACUAGGUUGUGCUAUGAUCACUAUGCCUUGAGUAUAGUCAAGUAGCCUGUACAAAGGCUGUAUAUAGUGGACUUUAAUUUCUCUUUGUUCUACUACAAAGCGUGCAAGUUACCAGUUACAAUAAAAUAUUGGUGACAAACAUAGAACAUCUACUCCAGUUCAGUUGAUUUUAUGAACUUGUAAAUAAGUUAUUAAUUAAAAACUGGGUUUUUUCUUACACUGUGCUCAACUUCACUUACAUUUUUGGGUUUUGCAGCCUAACAACCAAAUUACAAUUUACAACAUGUGUGAUCCUUCUGGCCACCUUUUUCCUUAACAUGUUUUUUAGAAGAAAAGUGAAUAUUUAUAAAUGAAACAGUACCAAUUUAUAGCCUUAGCCUUCUUUAACUUAUUUCUUAGUAGAAAUUAACCAAAAGCCCUGCAAAUUCUAACCCAGUAAUUAAUAUCAACAACCUUUUCUUUUCUCCUUCAAUCUCUAAAUGAGACAAUAAUGAGUUUCCUGAAUGUUUUUGUGUGACAAACAAUUUUUCAAUAUUAUAACUUGGUGUUUUAGGUAAAAUUAGUUAAGUCAGAUUUGUGCAUCUGCAAAGUUUUCAGAGCCUUGCAGUGACACAAUUGGACAGCACCAUCUCUGCCAAGGGGUGGCUUGCAUCUGAAAGGGCUGCAGGCAUGGAAAGUCAACCCCUCUUGCAUACCAGCAUUCUGUCUAUGGCAGACCAUGGGCCACCUGUACAUGAAGCAUAAGGCUACUGGAUUCAUAAACUCUGAGCUCAGCUAGGUAAAUACUUACACAAAGGCUAGGCAAUAGCAGUUGCGGAGUUAAAGAUCAUCUGCUAUUUUAGUUCCCAGAAUGGGACAUAAUGCAAUUAUGCAUGAAGUAAGUCUUGCCAGCAAUUUGUCCCUGGUUUCAAUGGCUUAAUUAACUGAACUGGAAUACCUUGGCUUGCUAAAGGGCAUUUUGCAAGAGCUUCUCAGAUGUAAAAUAGAGGCUGUGUGAAGAACUGCACAAUCUAGACACUGCUAGCCCCUUACAACUUAUGCAGAUGAUGAGUUCUUCACUUAAUGACUGGACAGGGCAGUGAUGCUCUUUGUCUUUCAGAAGAGCCAUUGAACCAUGGAGUCUAGAAUUUUAUCACAUAUCCUUGGUUCGGCUUACCAAAAUCUUUCAUUUUAAAACUAAAAUUAAUUCACAAACAAAGCAUAAACUUGGCAGAGGUUCUUUUCAUGAUACUUCCCCCUUCUUUUAACGUACUAAUAAAUCAGACUAACAAAUAAGCUUUUUCUGAAAAGGCUUUUUAUUAAUUGCCAUACUGUAUAAUGAAUUGAACCUUUCCAUAGGCUUAAAAUACUAAUUAAGAAAACAAUAUGUAGGUAUUGUUUUUUUAAAUUAAUACUUGACUUGAGUGAGAGGAAGUUUGUCAAUUUUUUGGGGAUAUGAAGAGGAGUCUGAGUCACUCCUGAUAGCUCUGAAGCUUGGUCCAGCAGUCAAGGCAAUGGCAGAACUCCCUGAUGUCAGUGAGGACAGGAUUUGAUUCUGUGCCUUUUCAGGAACUGAUGAUUCAGUUGUGUUCUGGGAGGACCUUCGCACAGAAAUCACUGGUACUUUCUGAGCUUUUUUGAGCCUUCUAACUGCUGUGCUGUAUUUGUGGCAUUCAGAGUUGAUAAACUGCUAUUCUUUUUUCAUGCCUUAAUAAUACAAUAGACCCCAUAGCUGGGCUCUGUAUGUAUUUGGUAAUUAACAUAGAUGACAUUUCAAUGUUACUGAAAAUAAGCUCAGGAUUAUUGCAUGAAAUGUAAAAAUUUGCAUUGAAUGAUGGGGAUAUGAGACAUGAGGCAGUUAUGGCUACUGUCUCCUUGCUUGCUAAGUAUCUUCUGUAAGCAACAAUAAAAUUCUUUAAAUAUUUUGCAUAUUAUUUAUCACAUGUAAUGUGUUCAAGGAGAGGACUUAAAACUCUCAGUGUUGCCAUCAGUGUAAGCCUAGAUCUAUUGGUUUUUUUUCCAUUUCUUGUUAGAAUUGUUUGUCAUAAUGGAAGAAUGUUGUCCUCUUUCUAGCUCAUUAUAUAUUUUGUGUAUCUGUUUUGUGCAAUUAAUACUUAACAGUAAUGAUGUAGUUAAUUUGUUGAAGGAUGUCAUUGCAAGAAAGUUAUAGCAUGGAGCUUAGGAGCACAAUCAGAUGUUAUUUAUACUCCCUUUAUACCUUAGUGUUAUGCUUCAUUUGAAGAAAGAAAUAAAUAAUUUGUCUUUUGUUCAAAACCAGAUAUAA
Motacilla alba alba is the source of this 6224-nucleotide messenger RNA. RefSeq names its product nuclear factor, interleukin 3 regulated (gene NFIL3). The transcript has 2 exons. The record is from RefSeq and is a predicted model, not a curated record. Gene Ontology annotation, cellular component: nucleus. NCBI's taxonomy places the organism in Eukaryota, Metazoa, Chordata, Aves, Passeriformes, Motacillidae. Bases 2427 to 3800 code for a protein of 457 amino acids. Gene Ontology annotation, molecular function: DNA binding; DNA-binding transcription factor activity. Gene Ontology annotation, biological process: DNA-templated transcription; circadian rhythm; regulation of DNA-templated transcription.